UCCGCCCCGGUCGCUUCCUGCGGGAGGAGGAAGCGGCUCCGCUUCGCCAUGGAGCUGCCGCCGAGCCACCACUCCGCCACCCGGGCGGCGGCGCUGGCCGCCAGCUACCUCAGCUACCAGCGGGGGAGCCCCGGGCGCGGCCUGGCGCUGCGGGCCGUUCGCAGCGGCCGCAGGCAGGACAUCGAUGGUGUUGGGCAUAAGUACCAUCUGGAAUUGGUGUUAGAAGAUGUCCUUGACAAAGACAGUACUGUUAACUGCACUGCUGAGGUUCUUUAUCAUCUGGGCAACAAAAACAUUGCUCCAGAUGUGCAAUUCACAAUUGAAGGAGAACUUAAGAACACAGACGAAGCAGAUAACAUAUUCUACAAUCGAAUCAAGAGCCUGGAAAAAGAGCUUGUGGCAGAAAACGUACCAGACAACCAUGGCAACAUAUCCCCAGAAAUGGAGCCCAUCCGACUGCUAGCAUGGGUUGCCUCUGGCUAUGUGAUGUGGCAGAACUCAACUGAGAACACUAAGUUCCAACUUGCCCAAAUUAAACAUGUGAAGCAAGUGAAAAGAAGUGAUGAGUAUCUUGAAUUUAACUACAUGAUUCUACUUCAUGAAAUGGUAUCCCAGGUAAAGUCUUCAUUUCUAAAAAGCCCUUUUUUUUUUUUUGAUUGUCAGCAGACAGUAAUUCUCAGCUAUUUCUGGGCCUUCUUGGGAAUGGCAGAAGUUCAAUAUAUUGGUCAUUCACAGCUUUCUCCUCCUGGGAGGUACUAUUGCCAAACUGGCCAGAGAUAAAGGGAAGCAGCAGCUGCCAGCAUCCAUGACUGCUUAGCUGUAUUCCAGCUGGAGUUGCAGAGCGCUUCUAUGCUAGAGGACCAGUAUACAGAGGCAUAAUCUAACCCAGCAGUUCAUGGAAGAAAGCAGCAGAAACUUUGGUUCCCAAAACAGUAUUUACAUUGUAUGCUAUUCUCCAUCAUAAUUUUGAGAUCUGAGCAAGUGUUUUCAUAAGAAAAAUACAGAAAAUUUGAAAAAGAAGUUCUCAAUUGUGCGACCUCCUGUAAUAAAUCAUCCACUGAUAAUAAUUGGAGAUCUCACUCCCACUUACAGCUCCACUGCUUCCUGCCCCACUACAGUCUCAGUUGAGGCAUCUAUAGCGCUUUUAGUACCUAAAUUUUCUGUGAAGAAAAAUUCCAGAGAAGCAGUAGCUAACUAAUUGCAGAACAAAAGCACAGGUUCUUCACUGUGCUCUGUUCAGUGAAGGGCACGUGUCCCAAAAUAGCAAUAGCACUAACAGUAAGAGGGGAAAUCCAACAUAGACAUGCUCGAGCUGCAAAACUUGCCAAGAUGAAAGAAAAAUGUAGUUGCAGCAGCAUGGAGCACAACACAGGCUGAAAAAAACUUGGAGACCUUCAGAUAUUUGGACAGGUCACAGGACUGUGUGUUACUGUCCUUACCCUGCACUGUUGCUGGUGCUUGAUCAACUACUUAUAAUCAGCCCAGGUAAGGCUGUACUGCAGCAGUCAAUUCCUGUGUGGUAUCGCUCAAAGGAAAUACCUUAUCACUUUCUACAGUGUUAUUUUCUACCCACAGGAGAUCAUUCCCUGGCAAAUGACAGUUCUCUGGCACCCACAACAUGGUGUUCAAGUGACACGGGAGAGCCGUCAGCCAAAACAUGCAUUGGAAUAAUGGACCACCUGAUACUGCAAUGGGAGAAGCUCAAAUGCUACAAUAAGCAUUUGAUGGGAGGGCAGAUAAGUUGAUGAUGGUGGAUACACAACCAAGGUACAAAGAAGUUAAGGACUCUGACUUCUUCCUCAGUUAAACUUUUCCUGUACAUUGGCUUUGAUCUCAUAAUCCAAAGAGAAAAUUCCCUGCUACAUAAUCAAAGUCUGCAUCAAAAUAAAUUUUAAGAAGCUGCA
Messenger RNA from Strigops habroptila (Kakapo), 1904 nucleotides. RefSeq names its product latexin (gene LXN). The transcript is spliced from 5 exons. The record is from RefSeq and is a predicted model, not a curated record. Gene Ontology annotation, molecular function: metalloendopeptidase inhibitor activity. Bases 49 to 780 code for a protein of 243 amino acids. Lineage: Eukaryota; Metazoa; Chordata; Aves; Psittaciformes; Psittacidae.